UUCAAUCACCAUAACCAUGUGAGCCAUGUGCAAUAGUGAAACAGUAUUGACAUACGUUGUUUAAAAUUUCUAGUUAGUAUUGUUUUAUAAAUUUUAAAACUAUUACUUACUUCAAGAGACAUUUUUAAUUUUUGAUUUCAUAGAUACAUAUUAUAACUAUAUUAACAUGAGUUUACAAGUUGUGACUUUAAAGUCUGAGGAAGCAGUAAACUGGUUUCAAAAGCGUUUAAAAAAUGCUGUGAGUUAUGGACUUUCUACCGAAGAUCACAAAAUGUUUGAUGUAUUUAUUUCAUCAACUUUAACCGAUGUUGACAUUAAAAAGCACAUAAUCAAUUCAGUCCUUCCUACAUUUUUUGAAAAUAUAGUCUCAAGAAAAGUUAAUAAAUCUACAAUAGAUGCACAAGCAUCUAUUAUUAGAUUAUUCAUGAAAUACUAUGGUGGAACAUGUAGUCAAUUCAAGAAUUCUUUGGAUAAAUUUACAACUAAAGCAUUGUGUGAGUGCUUUAAAGAUGACAAUAUUAUGUUCAAAGUUACUAAAUAUCUUGCUUUAUAUCCUCAAUGUGGUGGCCGUGGACAGCAAGGUAUUAACCAUGUUGAGGCUUGGACUGACCAAUUUAAUGAUUAUCUUUAUUGUGCCUCAUAUUUUUUGAAUCAGCUUUACUCAAACCUGAAUUUCUUUUCAAGUGUAGAUUCAAAAUAUGAAGGCAAAUUUGAUAUUUCAGUUUUUAAUUUAUCUGAACUUGGACAAAUAACUUGUACUCCAAAUGAGCGUUAUGAAAAAUUAACAUCAGUUUUUCUUUUUUUCAACACUGCAAUACAGUCAAUGUUGCUAUCAAUGUUUUCUACUGUAAAGCGAUUUGAUUCUAACAAAGUUAUUCAAUUUGCUCUAAGUACUUUAUCAGUCACUUCAGAAAAACUUAAUGCUACAAUGAUAACUGAAGAUGUAAUUGCAUUAGAUUCUGUUUUGUGGAAAUUGCAUUCUUCUGUCAUCAAAACUAUUUCAGCACUUAUUAAAUGUUGCGGAAGAAUUUUGAUUCCUCAAGGAAUAUCAAUUUGUCGUAUUUUAUUGCAGUCUUUAAAUAUGACUCAAUUAAGUUCAUCUAACUAUAUAUAUGGCACAACCAGACCUAAUCUGCAACAGCGGAUAUUAACAUAUCAAGUAAUAAAUUCUUGGUUGGCUGUAGCUGGUUCACAGAGCUCACUUGAAAUGUUUAGCGAAAGCUUUACUUCUGGUAUUUUAUUCGAUAUAAAAUAUGAUAAACCAACUCUUAAUUUAAUUGUCGAUAAACAAACUGGUAAUAAAAAGAGAAAAAGUGGUGCAUUAAAUGAAAAAAUAAUAAAUCAACGGGAUACAAUUGUUAUGCAUGACUAUCAUGCUAAUAAAAAUAUAUGUAACGCAGCUCAUUUAACUCUUCAAUUAUUUUUAAAUACCCUGUCUUCAGAUUUAAAACCCAUGCAAUUUAAAAUUUUUCAAAGUACCAUUAUAAAUUUGCUUUUGGAAAUUAUUAAAUGUCAAAAACCUAAUGAUUAUCCUCUGCCUUACUAUGAUGAUUCUUGUAGACAGAAUUUAUACAAAUCAUUGCUAUCAUUAAUAAUCUCACCACAUCCACAAUGUAUUACACAAACUUGUGUUGCAUUACGUCUUUUUAAUUUUGGUACAACAGACCACAAUGAAAAAAUAAAAGAAGUUUGCAGAUCAUCAUUAAGUAAACUUGAACACAUAAUUCGUCCACGUAAUGAUACACUAUUUUUUCCUCUUGAAAAUGAAAUAGAAAUACCACAAUCUGAGCAAAAUGCUUUACCAGAAAAUAAAACUCAUUUUUUAAAUGAAAUAGUUGUAGAUUCAAUGGUGUCUAAUAAAGCAAAACAUCUCCAAGUUUCUGAUACUGAUAAUAUUAAUCCAACCAUAACGAUUUCUCUAACAAAUAAUAAUUUGAGUGAAAAAAUUAAUGAAGAUCUUAAGUCAACUGAAAAAAAAAAAUGUAUUCAACCAGUUAUUCCUGAAACGAGUAAACAAGCACCUAUAUAUGUAAAUAAUGUUAUUGAAGCAAUGGAUAUUGAAAAUAAUAUUGGAAAACAUGAGGUUUCAAGUCAUAAUGAAAAUGAUGAGAUUGAAGAUAACAAUGUUAAUGAAAUGCUUAAAGAUUUUAUAGACUCCGAUUAAAAUUACUUUUGUUAGAUAAAAAUAUAAACUUGAUUUAUUUUUAAAUA
This is a messenger RNA of Sipha flava (yellow sugarcane aphid), 2211 nucleotides long. Its product is annotated as proline-, glutamic acid- and leucine-rich protein 1-like. Gene Ontology annotation, cellular component: nucleus. The transcript is spliced from 12 exons. The record is from RefSeq and is a predicted model, not a curated record. Lineage: Eukaryota; Metazoa; Arthropoda; Insecta; Hemiptera; Aphididae. Bases 167 to 2164 code for a protein of 665 amino acids. Gene Ontology annotation, biological process: rRNA processing.